Fraxinus pennsylvanica is the source of this 534-nucleotide messenger RNA. The record is from the annotation of a GenBank genome assembly. NCBI's taxonomy places the organism in Eukaryota, Viridiplantae, Streptophyta, Magnoliopsida, Lamiales, Oleaceae.
AUGGAUACACGAAGAAAGAAUUUGUGGGCAAUUUUCUUCUUUGCUUUGGUUUUGAUUAGAUUGAGAGGUGGUGAAGGGAGUGGUGACAUUGCAAAAUCACAAACCAAGGUCACUUCAUUGGUUUCAACUGAGGACAAAAGAAAUAAGACUUCAAACGAAGUUGUAGUUAAUAACAAAAGAAGGAACAAUGGAGGGGGUGGAGGCGGUGGAGGUGGGGGAGGGGGAGGGGGAGGAUGGGGAACGGGUGGUGGUGGAGGAGGUGGAGGUGGAGGAGGAGAAGGUGGAAGUGGUGGAUGGGGAUGGGGAGGUGGUGGGGGUGGUUAUUGGAGAUGGGGUUGUAAGAAACCAGGCAAAAGAGGGCACCAUUUGCACAAGAAUAGAGUUUCGGAUAAUGGAGAGUACGAGAUGGGGGAAUUUGCACAAUGCAUGGUUAAAGGGAGGUGUAGAGGCAUGAGGCUGGCUUGUCCACUCCACUGCGGCGGACCGUGCUUCUACGAUUGCCGGCACAUGUGUAAAGCUCAUUGCAGGCGCUAA